Messenger RNA from Exophiala aquamarina CBS 119918, 1365 nucleotides. RefSeq lists its product as uncharacterized. Gene Ontology annotation, molecular function: carbohydrate:proton symporter activity. The coding region runs from base 1 to 1365 and encodes 454 amino acids. Gene Ontology annotation, cellular component: membrane. The transcript is spliced from 8 exons. Gene Ontology annotation, biological process: carbohydrate transport; transmembrane transport. The record is from RefSeq and is a predicted model, not a curated record. NCBI's taxonomy places the organism in Eukaryota, Fungi, Ascomycota, Eurotiomycetes, Chaetothyriales, Herpotrichiellaceae.
AUGGUGGAGAAGAAACGGAACGGGUACAACAUUCUGAUCGUGGUCUUCGUGGCCCUGGGUUCUUUUGCUUUCGGCUACUCGAACACGAUAGUAGUGAUAGGAGCAGUGUUUGCAGCUUGGGCUACCGAAUCUCUUGGUCGGAAGAAGUCAAUAUUUAUUGGUGCCUUGACCGCAACAAUUGGUGGUGCUCUCCAAGCAGGCUCCGUUGCACUGGCUAUGUUCUUGGUAUUCCGAUUUGUCAACGGUUUUGGCGUUGGGAUGCUGCUACCUUUGGUUCCACUGUAUCAAAGUGAAGUAUCCCCACCUCAUUCGAGAGGCUUGAUGGUGGGCUUCCAUGGGAUAUUUGUAACUGUCGGUUAUGCCUCCGCGAGCUGGGCCGGGUACGGGUUUUAUUUUGUCAAUGCAAGUGGAGCGCAAUGGAGACUUCCCUUGGCGAUUCAGGCUAUCCCUGCUCUCUUCUGCGCGCUUGGGAUACUAUUUCUGCCCGAAUCGCCCCGGUGGUUGAUAUCCUGUCAACGAGAAGGUGAAGCACUGAGAGUAGUGCAGAGACUGCACCGAGAUGAGACCGACCCCAACGAUAUCUUUGCUUUCAGGGAGUAUCAGCAAAUGGUCCAGCAAUACGAGAUAGAUAAGAGCAAUGAGGUUUCGUGGAAGGAAGUGUUUGUGAAGCCGUCGUACAGAAAGAGAGUCAUUAUUGGCGCAAUAGUCAUGUUUGGUUCCCAAACAACAGGGACCACUGUGAUUGCAAAUUAUGGCCCACAACUAUACAGCGCUCUGGGCUAUGGCACAACAAUGCAGCUACUCUUCUCUGGAUGUUAUGCCAGUAUCGCACUCGCCGGGAAUUUCUUCAACGCUUUCACCAUCGAUUACAUCGGACGAGUUAAUGCGCUGAAGAUUGGAUGGAUUGGAGAUGCGGUUUCACUUGUCGGAGAAUGCAUCGCACUCAGUAUCUUUGAACGAACUGGCUCGCAAAGUGCAGCUGUGGCAAGCGUCUUCUUCCUCUUCUCGCACAUUGCCCUUUUUGCGUUCAACAUUGACGUUACAACAUAUGUAUACACGUCGGAGAUCUUCCCUAAUCAUAUUCGAGCUAAGGGCAUGUCGGCUUCAAUCGUUGCCUACUUCGCAUCACUCAUCAUUUAUUUGGAAGUGGCUCCGACAGCCUUUGCAGAUAUUGGUUGGAAGUUCUAUCUUAUCUUCCUGAUCGCGCUCGUUUGUUUCAUCAUCCCGUUGUUCUUUUACUUUCCAGAAACAAAGGGACACUCGCUUGAAGAGAUUGCCCGCCUUUUCGACGACGAGACAACUACCGUCAGACUUGAUGCUCCAGAAUCCAACGACGGCGGAAAAGAGAUAGUGGUGGAAAAGUAG